AUGGCCACCGCUGUUAGAGAUUCAUCUUUGCCAAAGGAAUAUGGUGGAGUUUAUACUGUCACACUGAUUCCAGGUGACGGUAUUGGUAAAGAAAUUACCGAUUCCGUGAAGGCUAUUUUUAAGGCAGACAAUGUUCCAGUCAAAUGGGAAACCAUUGAGAUGUCCGGAUUGAAUGAGGACCAGGCCAGCACAAAAAAGCAGAUAGAUGAGGCUGUUAGAUCGUUGAAAAGAAACAAAGUUGGAUUAAAGGGAAUAACAUAUACACCAAGGGAUCAGUUUCACAGAUCUUUAAAUGUUGCUUUGAGAAAGGAAUUGGACAUUUAUGCCUCGUUGGUUCUCAUUAAGAACCUUCCUGGUGUUCCAAGCAAAAUGAAAGAUGUUGAUUUUGUUCUGGUGAGAGAGAACACAGAGGGUGAAUACUCUGGACUAGAGCACCAGUCGGUUCCAGGUGUUGUGGAAUCAUUAAAGAUUAUGACUAGGUAUAAGACGGAGAGAGUUGCAAGAUUUGCCUUUGAUUUUGCCAAGAGCAAUGGUAGAAAGCAGGUCACUGCCAUUCAUAAAGCUAACAUUAUGAAACUGGGUGAUGGCUUGUUUAGAAGAACUGUCAAGGAAAUUGGUGCUGCUGAAUAUCCGGAUAUAGAUGUGAAUGACUUGAUUGUUGAUAAUGCCUCAAUGCAAGCAGUUUCUCGUCCACAACAGUUUGAUGUCAUGGUUACACCAAACAUGUACGGUGCCAUUUUGUCCAAUAUUGGUGCAGCUUUAGUGGGAGGACCAGGAAUUGUUCCAGGUGGUAACUUUGGUCGUGAGUAUGCCGUCUUUGAGCCAGGUUGCAGGCAUGUUGGCUUGGAUAUAAAGGGUAAAAAUGAGGCUAACCCUACUGCUAUGAUUUUGUCAGCAGCCAUGAUGCUCAGACAUCUUGGACUUGAGGAACGUGCUGACAGAAUCAGCAAGGCUACAUAUGAUGUUUUGGCAGAACGUAAGGCCGUUACAAAAGAUAUAGGUGGAUCUGCUUCUACCACAGCGUUCACUCAAGCUGUUAUCGACAAACUUCAGUCAUUAUGA
This is a messenger RNA of Brettanomyces bruxellensis, 1062 nucleotides long. It is a transcript of the gene IDH1, whose product is annotated as isocitrate dehydrogenase (NAD(+)) idh1. NCBI's taxonomy places the organism in Eukaryota, Fungi, Ascomycota, Pichiomycetes, Pichiales, Pichiaceae. Gene Ontology annotation, biological process: isocitrate metabolic process; tricarboxylic acid cycle. Bases 1 to 1062 code for a protein of 353 amino acids. The record is from RefSeq and is a predicted model, not a curated record. Gene Ontology annotation, molecular function: isocitrate dehydrogenase (NAD+) activity. The transcript has a single exon. Gene Ontology annotation, cellular component: mitochondrion.